AUGGCGCCGGCUCGGCACAUGAGGUCACGUAGCCAACCAAAGCGACGGGCGUCAGUCGUCAUAAGGGAGGAGACAUUGUCCUUGGUGUCUGCAGGAAGAUGGGGUACUGGGACAUAGAAGAGGGAACAGAAUGUGUCCAAAAAACCUGGCUAACCACAAAGCUGGGGGCAACUAUAGGUUUGUCUAACACAGGAGACCCUGGGCUAUUUAUAAUGUAUUUAUAAUGUUUAUAUCCAUAGGAGGAGCUUGUGGUUACACUAAUAACAGGUUUAAUAUUCAUAUGGUGACUGGUUACAGGGUUUAUAUGUUAUACAUCUCGAAUAGGAUUAGUGUGUGAACAAAAUAAAUGCACUUAGUCUGCUACAUGUUAAAUGCAAUAAUCUGCAAUGGCCAUUGUGACUGAUACCAUGUAACAAAAUCACCAUUUAUUUCUGGAAUUAGUGAAUAUAAAAGCUUAGCAUAGUGUAGGAAGCAGGUAAGUGGGUCCAGGCCAAUACCUAAAGAUAAAUAAUAAAAUAAAAUUUGCUAUACAGCAAUUUUCUGUUGUAGCAUAAUUCAGCUGUUAGGGGAGUUGGAAGAAAUCAUUCUAAUGUUCCAAAUUCACAUAAUAUAUCCAAUUUUAAAAAUGGAAUGUUGUUUAAUAGCUCUGAUAUUAUGGCAGUUUGUGUGGAAUGUAUUUUGAACAUCAUUUCAAUAUAUUUUUCUGUAUUGAAAGUCAGUGUAUAUUUUGCAUAUUAAUUACCUAAAUUAUUUUAGGUCUCAUUGGGUCUGCAUAUCACAUUGUGGCAUUUCAGCCUAACACGGCUUUGCAGGGAGUCCAAAGAGCGACGAUGGGAACACUCACAAUGGGUAAGAAGUAGUUUCUCUAUAAAACAAAUACAACUGAUUAAUUUAAAAAAAAAACCCUGCUUAUAGGUACUAUAUCAAUUACACUUGUAAAGGUUUUGUUUGAAGCAGAAACUAAAAAUACAUCUACGGUCACUUUAAUGCAAUCGUAGCAUUCAAAUAUUACUUUUCAGUAGUAGCGGAGACAUAAUGCCUGAUGCAAAAAUUGUAAUUCAAUCACGGCACCAGACAGACACUGGCACUGUUGGAUAUCUGCACCUUUAACUGCACAUAGUUAAAUCCAUUUAAUUUAUAAUUGUAACGCUCAAGUUAGGGUUUGUAGGAGGUUAGAGUACUAAACGCUUUGUUUAGAGGCACUUCCACUCAAGUUGCUAGGGUCUAUAUCUUUUAUUGUUCAAUCUUUUUUAUUGGUUUUAUAUUCAAGUAAAUAAAUAAGUGGUUACAGAAGAGAAACAGUGGUUGUUACAAGUAUUGAAUACACGAGUUUCCAGAAGAAAAAUUAUUGCGUUGUAAGUUAGUUGUUCAAUGCAAGGUUUUCCACAGUUUUGGGUCUUUAUAUUUUAUCACUCCCAGUUAUUAUUUGGAAGAUGGUACAGGUGAUACUCGAAAAAUUAGAAUAUCGUGCAAAAGUUUAUUUAUUUCAAGUGCGAUGAUUAUGGCUUACAGCUCAUGAAAACCCCAAAUUCACAAUCUCAAUAAAUUAGAAUAUUGUGAAAAGGUGCAAUAUUCUAGGCUCACAGUGUCCCACUCUAAAAUCAGCUAAGUAAGCCAUAACACCUGCAAAGGGUUUCUGAGCCUUUAAAUGGUCUCUCCGUCUGGUUCAGUAGGAAUCACUAUCAUGAGGAAGACUGCUGACCUGACAGUUGUGCAGAAAACCAUCAUUGACACCCUCCAUAAGGAGGGAAAGCCUCAAAAAGUAAUUGCAAAGGAAGUUGGAUGUUCCCAAAGUGCUGUAUCAAAGCACAUUAAUAGAAAGUUGUGUGGAAGAAAAAGGUGUAUAAGCAGCAGGGAUGACCGCAGCCUGGAGAGGAUUGUCAGGAAAAAGCCAUUCAAAAGUGUUGGGGACUUUCACAAGGAGUGGACUGAGGCUGGAGUCAGUGCAUCAAGAGCCACCACACACAGACUGAUCCUGGACAUGGGCUUCAGAUGUCAUAUUCCUCUUUUCAAGCCGCUCCUGAACAACAAACAACGUCAGAAGCGUCUUACCUGGGCUAAAGAAAAACAGACCUGGUCUGUUGCUCAGUGGUCCAAAGUCCUCUUUUCUGAUGAGAGCAACUUUUGCAUCUCAUUUGGAAACCAAGGACCUAGAGUCUGGAGGAAGAAUGGAGAAGCACACACUGCAAGAUGCUUGAAGUCCAGCGUGAAGUUUCCACAGUCUCUGUUGAUUUGGGGAGCCAUGUCAUCCGCUGGUGUUGGUCCACUGUGCUUCAUUAAGUCCAGGGUCAACACAGCCGUGUACUAGGAGAUUUUUGAGCACUUCAUGCUUCCUUCCACAGAUGACUUUUAUGGGGAUGCUGACUUCAUUUUCCAGCAGGACUUGGCACCUGCCCACCCUGCCAAAAGCACCAAAGCCUGGUUCAAUGACCAUGGGAUUACUGUGCUUUAUUGGCCAGCAAACUCGCCUGACCUGAACCGCAUAGAGAAUCUAUGAGGCAUUGCCAAGAGAAAGAUGAGACAUGAGACUGAACAAUGCAGAAAAGCUGAAGGCUGCUAUUGAAGCAUCCAUAACAACUCCGCAGUGCCACAGGCUGAUAGCUUCCAUGCCAUGCCGCAUUGAGGCAGUAAUUGCUGCAAAAGGGGCCCAAACCAAGUAUUGAGUUCAUAUGCAUGCUUAUACUUUUCAGAGGUCCGAUAUUGUUCUACGUACACUCCUUGUUUUAUUGAUUGCAUGUAAUAUUCCAAUUUACUGGGUUUUCAUGAGCUGUAAGCCAUAAUCAUCGCACUUAUGACAAAUCAUGGCUUGAACUAUCUUGCUUUGCAUGUAAUGCGUCUAUCUCAUACAUUAGUUUCCCCUUUUAAGUUGCAUUACUGAAAUAAAUGAAUUUUUGCACGAUAUUCAAAUUUUUCGAGGAUCACCUGUAGAUAUGGUCAUCAGCAUCUUGUACCCCUAAACUAAUGUGGAUCGGAGUGAUAAGCAGUGGUAGAAAUGCUUUUAAAUGUGCAAGACGAUCACUCUAAACACAAAGUGACUUGUAGUAAAUGGAAUUCUUUCUAAGAAAUACUUUGAAACUGGUUUAAAUAAUGUUCACCUUUAAUGCAUAGACUCCUAAAGUGAGGAGAGAAAAAAUAAAAAAAAUAAAAAUUAUAUAUAUAUAUAUAUAUAUAUAUAUAUAUAUAUAUAUAUAUAUAUAUAUAUAUAUAUAUAUAUAUAUAUAUAUAUAUAUAUAUAAAAUCUUAUAGAGAAGUUGUAUAUUUAGUUGUUUUUAGGAGCGUUUGAAGUUAUACUUGCUUGCCAGCCGACACUGCCGCAGUUGGAGAUAUAUGGAUGGUACAUUACUGUAACUCCCACCGUCUAGUCCAACUUGCUCCCUAUACUUUCUGCUAUGAUUGUCUCCCAGACAUCACAUUGACUUCAUUGCUAGUCCAUCAGUGUCACAGCAGAGUGACAUCUCUCUGUCAUGAUGCUUCUAUAUUCCCUUAACACGUUUGAGACAUGCUUGUUAAGAGGAAUACUUAUAGGAUGGUUGUCCCGCUCCUCCUUGUUACUCUGUUGUGGGUACAGACUUGUGUCUAUGCGAAGAGUUAAUAAAAAUAAAAUAAAAUGUGGUUGUUCCUCCAUCUCUCAAACCGUUUUUCCUUAAAUUCAUAUUUUGCUAGCGCAAUGCAUAAUUUAUUUUGCCAUAUAGUUUUGAUGUUAAUACACUCAGACCAGUUAAUUGAAAUGGUCUGGGUGUAAUGGUCCUGUAGUUUUAACCGUGCAAUGUAAUCCAUUGCACUUUUGUAGAGACUGCAAUGUUUAUAUUACAGGGUUAAACAUGUCUCUAGUGGCUAUCUUCCUGACUGCCAUUAGCGGCACUUUCUCUACAACGACCAAGUUAAACUCCCGUUGUAGCCAAGUGUACCAGAUAGGAAUGCAUUCAAAUCAAUGCAUUCCUAAUAAAAGAACUUGAUUGGAAGUGGCAAGCUCACUAUGCAUGUGCAUCAGUCCCAAAUACACCUCUAUGAGGAGCAUUGGCUAGAGAGUGACACCUGUCUAUUGACGUUGCAGGAGGGGAGUGUGGGAAGCAGCACUCAGACUGGUCAUUAUUACAUGGAUGGGGUCUCUAAUUUAACUAUGGACUAGAGCACAAGCCUGUAUUUCUAAUGCUAUACUGUUUCUUUGUUAUAUGUACAUUGGUAUGGAAUAUUGCCCAACAUCAGGCAGGCGUUUUUUUUUUUUUUUGGUUCUGUGGAUUUGGAGGUGGGGGGGAUUCUGAGAGGUUUAAGGAUACUUUUGGUUGCAGCUUGAUCUGCAUUUACAACAGUAAUUUAUAAACUUUAUAUUCAGCAAAAAGGCAAGUAGUCUGCUUUUGACAUUUUAAAUGUUUAGAUGGUGGAUAAUUAUUGACAGCAGAUUGUUAACGCAAUUUUUAAAUACUUUUGGAUUAUUUUUUUUCCUAAUGUAUAAUAUCUAGCACCAUAUUAUAAAUGAAGUUAUUAUGGUGCCAGGAGGACCCUGGGUGCAAUCUUACCAUAAGGAAUUAAACAGUUCUUGAACAGGAAAGCAGCAAAGUUAGCCUCCAGCACCGACCUCAAGGACCCCCAGGGGGCAUCAGACUUCUGAAUCUGAGUUUCAGGAAGCAUGGAGUGUCGCAGUGUAGGGGCUCUGCUGAUUGGCUUAAGUAGUCAGCUGAUGCUCUAAGCUAAUCCGUAGAUCCCCAUUCAUAAAAAGAUACGUACCUUUCAAGAACUGUUUAACCCCUCAAGGUAAGAGUGUGCCAGGGGGCCUCUUGGCACUAUAAUAACUUUAUUUAGAUUACAUUGUUAAGGUGACUGGAGUACCCCUUUAAGAUGAAGAGGCAAAAAGCUCAGCUGACUUGAAUAAUUGUUAGAGUUUGGCUACUGUGACUUAAUAUUUUAAAACUACUUUGAAUUACCAAUUUUUUUUUUUUUUUUUAUUAUUUAGCCUCACUUGGUGCCAUCUUUGGAAUAACCACCUGUCUUAGUGCACAGAUUCGGAAUAAACCAGAAGACCCAUUGAAUUACUUUGUCGGAGGCUGUGCUUCAGGCAUCUUUUUGGGGGUUAAAAGUAAGUAUAUGUACUGUAUGUCGUUGGAAUAGUGUCUUAAACAACAAAUGUCAUCUACAUAUGUUAUGUCUGAUCAAAUAGCCCUGCAACUAUAUAAUACAUAAUAUGUAUAAUGGACAGCGGUGUAAAACAGUGUUUUUUUUUUUUGUUUUUUUUUUCCUUACCUCCUCCCCCUCAUCUUCCCAAUAAAAUUGCUCGGUUUAAUAAAUAGUUUUCCCAGUCUCCCUCUCCUCGCCGGCUCAGAUUGCAUGCAUGUGCUGAGCUGGGUUAACAGUCCAAUAACAGGCUUCUCUGUAAGAGCCCUGUGAUUGGACUGCACAGGACCCUGGUUGUCAUCAGGAAGAGUCAUGGAAGGCAGCGCCGAGAGCUUUGCUCAGCUGGAUUCCAGGUAAGUAACUUUAUUUUUUAUUUUAUUUUUUUUCUCCGGUUCCUGCAUCAGUUACGUGGGGGAUCAAAAUAAUAGUGCCCAUUAGGGCAUUUUAAACAGAACAGUAUUGGAGUAACCCUUUAAGCAAAUGUGAUGAGCUGCAUGGGAAAGACACAAAAUUACCUGUUUGGUAUGACCAAAUGGGCAGCAAAUCAUAGCUAACUUUUAGAAUAUGAUCAAACAUUUAAAUAAUGAUGCUGCUUGUUAACAAUAGGGUUCUGGAAAAAGUUAUAAAUACUCCAAUCAGAACCCAUAUCCUGGCUCUGAGAUGUGUAUGCAUUUACUGUAUUAGUAUGGUUAUAUCCUGUGGUUUUUGUUUUUUUUUUGUACUGAAAACUAGUUUGGUAAUAUAUUACUAAUCUACAAUGCGUGCUCAGCAGACGAGAUUAGAAAUAUUGUAAAUGCUGUUCAAGUGCGAUAUAAAGCAAGAGAUGUCAAGUGGCAGCGUUUUUUUUUGUUUUUAAUGCAUCAUUGGAACUAGGUUUGUGUGUGAAAAUAUGGUCUUUCUCUUCACAGCUCACAACUACAUGACUGGGACCACUGCAUGUCUUGCUCUUGGAACAAUCGCUGCCAUAGCAAAGAUUGGCAAGAAGGAAGGCUGGGUAUUCCUCCCAUCUGAGCCCAAACUGUGA
Pelobates cultripes (western spadefoot toad) is the source of this 6133-nucleotide messenger RNA. The record is from the annotation of a GenBank genome assembly. Lineage: Eukaryota; Metazoa; Chordata; Amphibia; Anura; Pelobatidae.